Messenger RNA from Protomyces lactucae-debilis, 2090 nucleotides. RefSeq names its product Sodium/hydrogen exchanger family-domain-containing protein. The transcript has a single exon. Gene Ontology annotation, biological process: proton export across plasma membrane; regulation of membrane potential; sodium ion export across plasma membrane. Lineage: Eukaryota; Fungi; Ascomycota; Taphrinomycetes; Taphrinales; Protomycetaceae. The record is from RefSeq and is a predicted model, not a curated record. Gene Ontology annotation, molecular function: sodium:proton antiporter activity. The coding region runs from base 493 to 1767 and encodes 424 amino acids. Gene Ontology annotation, cellular component: plasma membrane.
UCCCUCUUCCUUCCUCCGUACCGCCUGAUCCCUGGUGGUCGCGAGUUGUUGUAGCGAUGAUGUCGUUGAUGCUCUGCGACGAAGAGUCUCUGCUCCAGCUGCUGGUCCUCACCACGCCCUUCCAUACGCUCGCAUCCUUACAGCUCAUCUAUUCCUGCCUUUUGACAAGGCGUCUAUCGCAUCCGAGGGCAUGUCCUACGGGCUAGGUCCAGAGCUGGACCUCAGCGACUUCAACAUCGUCUUGACCAUCCUCGGCAGCUUUAUCAUCUGCCUUGGUCUUAUAUCUUUCGUUGUCAAGGAGCGCCUCUACAUCAGCGACUCUCUCAUCGCACUGCUUAUCGGCGUAGCCCUUGGCCCGCUUGCUGCAGACUUUAUACGACCAGAGAGCUAUGGGUCUGUGGACGAGAUAACACUCAACUUGACGCGCCUCGUCAUUGGCGUGCAGCUUGUUCUUGCAGGCAUACAGCUGCCGAGUCUCUACUGUAUCCACAAAUGGAAGUCGCUUGCGAUGCUCGUCCUGCCCAUCAUGGCACUCAAGUGGAUCAUUGCAGCGCUCGUCAUCUGGCUCGUCUUUCCCAUGUCCUACCUCGAAGCGCUCGUGGUGGGCGCUUGCAUCACCCCAACGUACGUCUCUCCUGCAAGAGACUUGCUAAUCCUAGUGAUCCUGUGCUUGCAAAUGCCAUUGUCAAGGGCCGAUAUGCCGAAAAGUAUGUCGCGGAACACAUCAGAGACAUCAUCAGUGCGGAAGCAGGGCUCAACGACGGCCUGGGCUACCCAUUCCUCUUUCUUGCCGUCUAUUCACUGAAGGAGCCUUCCAGAGCUGCCGUUGUUGCAGACUGGUUCGUUCACAUCUGGUUCUACGAGAUUAUGCUUUCGAUCGCAUAUGGCAUCACCGUGGGCCUAAUUGCUCGAUACAUGCUGAAAUACGCUCUUGCGCGCAAAUGGGUAGACAACGAGGCCUUCUUUAGUUUCUUUGUUGCGCUUUCGCUUUUCGUUAUCGGUACAUGUGGUAUGCUCGGUACGGACGACCUCUUGGCCGCCUUUGCUGCCGGCAAUGCUUUUUCUCUGCACGAUUUCUACCGCGAUCAGACUGCAGAUGACACGCUUCAAACGUCGCUGGAUAUGCUACUCAAUCUGGCAACCUUUGUCUGGAUCGGCGCAACCAUGCCCUGGGCGGAGAUAUCUCACCUUGACCCUGGAUGGCGUAUGAUUGUCAUGGCCAUGGCGAUUCUUGCAUUUGGACGUAUACCGCCAGUCCUUGCGCUAUACAAGUUCAUUCCGCAGAUCAAGACCUUCAAGGAAGCCGGCUUUGUCGCAUACUUUGGACCGGUCGGCGUUGGUGCCAUCUUUUACGUUCAGAUUGCCAUCAAGUACUUCGAGAAGGAUCCAACCUACGAAGUCCUGUCUGCGCACCUCAAGCCGAUUGUCUACUCAAUGGCCUUUGGUUGUAUCUGCGUCUACGGCAUUACUCUACCUGUGGUCCAGCUCAGUUCACGCUUGCAGCCGCACUUUGUCUCCCUCAGUCGAUCCAUCAGUCGCAGAUAUACGACAGACAGCAAGGUCGAUCCAAUUGCUCGUCUACCUACGUGGAAGGAACCAACAGACAGUGCAGAUGACCUGGAAGCGGCUGGACCCAGUGCUGUACAUAUGGCGUCAACAGCACAUGAUGCAACCGUUGACGUGCCGCCGACACAUACAAUUCACCCUCAUCACGAACAUGAUGCGACAGUGGAGACGCGUCCGUCACGCACCAUUCAAUUCCUAUAGAUUUUUAGCGGCAGCCACAUUAGCAUCAUCAUCUUUGACUUUGACUUCAGCUGCCUCAACUUUGCUCUUCUUUGCUGGCUCUUCCGAAGUAGCAGCCGCUCGUUUUGUGCCCUUCUUCCUGACCAGUGUUGAGAGAUCUGUAGAUGUCUGCAUCGCCGCCACCAGGCUCUCCUUGAGGCUAGAUUCGUCUGUGUUAAAGAGCUUAGCAAUGUCUUCCUUCAUGAUGCGCUCAGGUGGCGCCUCAAGUUCGGCAAGCUUGACUUGUAACUCGUCGAGCAUCUCCUUUUCGUCCUUCUUCUUACUCUCGUCGCCUUCCUCAGCCA